Cavia porcellus (domestic guinea pig) is the source of this 2879-nucleotide messenger RNA. RefSeq names its product SH2 domain containing 3A (gene Sh2d3a). The transcript has 13 exons. The record is from RefSeq and is a predicted model, not a curated record. Gene Ontology annotation, molecular function: phosphotyrosine residue binding; guanyl-nucleotide exchange factor activity. Gene Ontology annotation, biological process: small GTPase-mediated signal transduction; positive regulation of peptidyl-serine phosphorylation. The coding region runs from base 829 to 2673 and encodes 614 amino acids. NCBI's taxonomy places the organism in Eukaryota, Metazoa, Chordata, Mammalia, Rodentia, Caviidae.
CAGCCUGGAAACACCCAGUUUUGCAAUCCUGGAGGCACCCCAGCUUUUCCGUUCCCGAGCGCCUCGGCUUGCUGCUGGCCUUCAGUUUCCUCGUCUAUGAAAUGGUGACGAUUCACCUCGCUGCGCUCGGAGUUAGAGCGCAGAUCACGGAAGCCCAGCCUGACCGCACGGAGGAAGUGUAGCCUCCCUGCGUCACAGCCCGGAACCCCGGCCCAGAUGCUCGGGGACCAGCCCCGGCUGCACGGCCGAGCUGUGCAGCAGCGCUGGAGCCCCGCGGAUCUGGCUCGGGAGGACUGCUUCUAUCCUGAGAUCUCAGCUUGCAUCGCACCACUUCCUGAAAUAGGCCCUCCUGCGCCCUGCAGCUGUCUCCAUCCUGGGCACCGAUAAUUCUCAGACAUGAUCUUCGUUCACUGUGUUGGUACCCUUACCCAUCCGCCUGGGAGCUCUGCAGGGCAUCCAGAGUGGGCACGGUAUACAGUAGGCACUCAGUGUUUGUUCACAGUGAGACCCAAGAGCCCACCUGUGUCCAUGUUGCUCAGGUGAUGGUGGCUGCCCCUUUACCCUGCACCUGGGUGUGUACACCCGUGCACCUGUAGGGGGUGGAGCAGGAGUCCUCUCUCCCCUUCCCUGAUUCUUUGUAGACCUUUUUCUCCCCCCAUCUUUUCUCCCCUGCCCCAUCAAUCAUCCCAAAGGACUCAGAAACGCAAGAAUGACAAAGUUGGCAGGCGGCUGACCUGUGCCCACCUGGAGCCUCCCACAGACCAGAGCCUCUCAGCCAUCCGCCUCCAGCCCCAGCGAGGAGCCACCAGAGACAGAGGAGCUUGAAAGAUGAGGCAGCAGGACCUGGCCCAGCUGACAAACAGGAAGUGCACAGAUGGGGAAGACCAAGUCCUGUUGAAAGUACACAGACCCCAACCUCGGGCCCCACAGAGCUCAGUGCAAGUGUCACAGGAUGGAGAAGACCUCACCCACCAACCCUGGUACCACGGUGCCCUGUCACGCCAGAAGGCUGAAGCUCUUCUUCUCCAAGAUGGUGACUUCCUGGUUCGUACCUCUGGGUCCCGUGGGGACCACCCUGUGAUCUCAUGCCGCUGGCGGGGAUCUGCUCUACAUUUUGAGGUGUUCUGUGUGACCCUGCGACCCCGGCCAGGCCGGCCUGCAGCACUCUUUCAGCUGGAGGAUGAGCGAUUCACAAGCGUGCCAGCACUGGUGCACAGUUAUGUGUCCGGCCGUCGCCCACUGUCCCACGCCACAGGGGCUGUGGCCUCCAGGCCUGUGAUCCGGCAGGGGCCUCUGCAGCGCAGCUUCAGCGAGGAUGCUCUUACGGACAGCCCGGUUCAGACAGCGUCUCUCAGGGCUAGGAAGUGGAGCAUCAGUCAGCCUGCAGACUUGGAGCACCUGGGGCAGGCCACAGAAGCCCGCUCUGGACCAGGAGCCUCCACCACUACGCGCCCACCUUCCCUGCUCCGGAUGGGCAGUGACCCGGCGUUGCUGAGGGAACCCGCUCCCUUGGGGGUCACCGCUGACCGCCUCAGCGCCUCUGAUGGGCAACUUCAUGCCAAGGCACCAACCAAGCCCCCCCGGACACCCUCACUGACGCUUCCUGAGGCCUCUGGACCCCCCACAACGUACUGUGAGCUGGUUCCCCGAGUGCCCAGCACCCAAGGGACAGCUCCUGGCCAAAGGUGUUCACAGCCAGAGGCCCUGUGGUGGGAGGCUGAAGAGGAGGAAGCGGAGGAGGACAGGUGUUUUGUAAGACCACAGGGCGAGGUCACUUUUUGCCCUCGCGACAACCCCUCCUGCCUGCUGGGCCCGCAGAAUCGGCCCCUGGACCCCAAGGUCCUGCACACUCUCCGCGGCUUGCUCCUGGAGCACCACGCUGGGAGCACCGCCCUCCACCUGCUGUUGGUGGACUGCCAGGCUGCAGGCGUUCUGGGAGUGACCAAGGCUCAGCGAAUGGCCAUGGGGGUCUCCUCUGGCCUAGAGCUGCUCACUCUUCCCCAUGGACAUGGUUUGAGGUUGGAACUGCUGGAGAGGCUGGAGACCCUGGCGCUGGCUGGGGCGCUGGCUGUCUUGGGGUGCGCAGGGCCGCUGGAGGAGCGCACGGCCGCGCUGAGGGGCCUCGUGGAGCUGGCGCUGGAGCUGCGGCCCGGGGCGACAGGGGACCUGGCCGGGCUGGCCGCGGUCAUGGGCGCUCUGCUUCUACCCCAGGUGUCGCGCUUGGAGUGCACGUGGCGCCAGUUCCGACGGAGCCACACGGAGGCCGCGCUGGCCUUCGAGCAGGAGCUGAAGCCGCUGAUGCGCGCUCUGGAUGAAGGCUCAGGCCCCUGCGAGCCCGGCGAGGUGGCGCUGCCGCACGUGGCGCCCGCGGCGCGCCUGCUGGAGGGCGAGGGCCCGGAGGAGGGGCCGCCGGAGGAGCGCUGCGAGCGGCUGCUGCGCACCCUGCAGGGGGCGCGUCGCAUGGCGUCCGACGCCCCCAAGUUCCGCCGGGCGGCUGCUCUGCGCUUGCGAGGAUUCAGGCCUAAUCCGGAGCUGAGGGAGGCGCUGACCACCGGCUUCCUGCAGAGGCUGCUCUGGGGAAGUCAGGGCGCCAGGGCACCGAGAGAGGAGCGUUUCCAGAAGUUCCAUCGUGUCCUCAGCAUGCUGUCCCAGCGUCUGGAGCCUGGCCACUGAGACGGGCACAGGCACCCAGGUGCCCCACGCUGCCCUGCCGGGGACUACCCAGAGCCCGGCACCCUAGGGGGCUGAGACAGGAGGAUCAGAAACUGGAGCCCAGCCUGGCAAUCCAGAGACCCUGCCUCCAAAAAUAAAAAGGGCUGGGGAAGGAGCUCAGAGUGAAGGCCCUGGGUUCCAUCUCCAGUACUAGAAAUAUCUCAGAA